UACACUUUGGCACUUGUCCAGUUGCGAUGUCACUACAUAAAGCUACAUAUCAUGCUGGAGAUAAAACUGCAAAAAUUCACUGCUGCUAACGCUGCUCCAUUGUUACCAACUUCCAAAUGUUUGCUUAGCCUCUGGAUGUGCUGGUAAUUGGCUUGAUCUUGAGCUACUUAUUUUUCCUCAAUGGGAGUUCUUGGCUCUAAGCGGCCUCAUUUGAAGACUGCGUCUGUAAUGAUGAUUGGCCUCGAUGCUACGGGAAAGUCACUUUUACUGUAUCGGUUAAAGCUGGGAAAGGUCAUCUCAAGUGUCCCAACGAUUGGCUUCAAUGUGUGCAUGAUUGAAGCAUUGAAAGGGUUCUCUCUGACAAUCUGGGAUGUUGGAGGACAGAAGCAGAUGAGACAGCACUGGAAGCAUUACUGUCAGGACAUGGCUGGAGUUGUAUAUGUGGUAGACAGCACUGACAAAAGUCGACUAAAGGAGUCUAAGAGGGAGCUGGAGCUGAUCCUUAAAAGUGAGCACUUAAAGGCGGUUCCAUUAGUUCUCCUGGCAAACAAGCAAGACAUUCCUGGAGCCUUGAAUGCGGCUGAAAUCACCAAGGAGUUCAAGCUGAAGAAACUGUGCAGUGACAGGGACUGGUAUGUGCAACCGUGCUCAGCUGUGUCUGGGGCUGGCUUGGAAGAAGGCCUCAAAAAGAUAGCAGAGCUUGUCAAAAUGAGUGUGACUUCAAAAGCUGAGCAAUUUAUAGGCCCUGCUAAAAAUGCCAAACCAUAAACCUGCUCCAGAUAAAGUUCAGGAAAUACAGUAUGUGAAAAAUGAACAUCCUCUUCAGGACACAGCUGAAUAAAAAGUGAAAUGAAGUUUGCUAAACUGGUCAAACUGUACAACAUCUCACUUUCCUUGAACUUUUUGGGAGUACUUAACAGUUUCACAGAACUCUGUACCUUACGUCUGUGUGUUUCCAUUGUAAAUGCACAUGAAGGAACAGAAGAGAAAUAGGGAAUUCAGAAGCAAAAGGACUAAAAAUAAACUAAGCUCCAAAUAAAUGUGUAAAAUGAUUUAACCACUGAACAGGCAAUGACCAUGGACCAGUACCUAUGACUUGUAUAGUAGCACAUUGAAUAAGUCUCUGUAAACAAUGGAGUGCUUUAGAGUUGUAGCAAAAUGUAAAAACAUCUGAGAUGAGAAACAAAGGUAAGAUUUGAGGUUGUUUACUGUUGUUCUAGGUAGAAUUAAGAAAAUGAAUGCAACAAUUACUUAAUUGUAAAUUUGUGAGUUUUAAA
This is a messenger RNA of Erpetoichthys calabaricus (reedfish), 1277 nucleotides long. Its product is annotated as ADP-ribosylation factor-like protein 14. Gene Ontology annotation, cellular component: cytoplasm. Bases 181 to 768 code for a protein of 195 amino acids. Gene Ontology annotation, molecular function: GTP binding; GTPase activity. Gene Ontology annotation, biological process: vesicle-mediated transport; intracellular protein transport. NCBI's taxonomy places the organism in Eukaryota, Metazoa, Chordata, Cladistia, Polypteriformes, Polypteridae. The transcript has a single exon. The record is from RefSeq and is a predicted model, not a curated record.